Messenger RNA from Enterobius vermicularis (human pinworm), 662 nucleotides. NCBI's taxonomy places the organism in Eukaryota, Metazoa, Nematoda, Chromadorea, Rhabditida, Oxyuridae. The record is from the annotation of a GenBank genome assembly.
AUGUCAUUGUACUUUUUUGCUUAUAUAAUUACUCAUGUUGGUCUGUGCCUUCUGGUUGCUGCUUAUGCAGUACUUGGAGCGUUUAUGUUCCGGGAAAUUGAGUAUCCGGAAGAACUUAAAUUUCAAGGUCAUAUACAGAACGACACCACUGAGGUUGUAGAAGAAUUAUUUCGCUAUAUGUAUACAGAACCAAUAUUACAAGAGGCAAACUUCAGACAGAAAGCUCACGAUUUGCUCAAGCACUAUGAAAUUCAGCUUGUUAAUGCUGUUAACUUUGAAGAUUAUUGCACAGUAUUAGCAAGAUACUUUCAAUUACGUUUUACCCUACAGCCUGUUUUGUUAGGUUACGAUGAGAAAGACAACGUAACUCCUACAUAUCAGUGGACAUUUUCUGGUGCUCUAUUAUUUUCUAUUACAGUUUUCACUACAAUCGGGUAUGGCCAUAUUUGCCCAAAAACCCCGUUAGGCAGAGGCAUGACCAUUGUUUAUGCAACUGUCGGUAUACCUCUUAUGUUACUUUGUUUAGCAAAUAUUGCCGAGACUCUUGCUCAAGUUAGCUAUUUUUUCAUUUUACAUUCUAUACUACCGUUUAUUUUAACUAAAUCUUUUUUGCCAAAAAAUUAUCCUUAUCGUGUGAUCAAACAAACAAUUUAUAACUGAUA